Molecule: messenger RNA, 8886 nt
Organism: Pocillopora verrucosa
Lineage: Eukaryota; Metazoa; Cnidaria; Anthozoa; Scleractinia; Pocilloporidae
Product: polycystin-1-like protein 2
Biological process (GO): detection of mechanical stimulus
Cellular component (GO): membrane
Molecular function (GO): calcium channel activity; calcium ion binding; protein binding
Source: RefSeq, a predicted model, not a curated record
CUAAUUGUGUAUUGUUGGUACCCUGCUUUGCGGUGUCGGUGGAGGAAUAGAAUGUUUCUUACAACAAGACAGUCUCUAGUGGACGUCAAGGCGUAACAAGGGUUCAAGCUCAGUGUAGUGGUUACAUUCCACAUAAAGAAAAGAUGGUUCUUAAGUUCAAAUCAGUGCAAUAUGUUAUCCUCUUUACAAUUUACUUAUUGGACGAAUUUCAUCAGACUUCCCCUCAGAAUGAGACUGAAUAUAAAACAAUCUCGUCGUCUAAAUCCACCGAGGAACCAGGAAAAUCAACAGCUGUAUCAGCAAAGCAGAACAGUUCCGGUAACAACAAUGAAUCAAUAUUUUUAACUUUGCUGCCUCAAAACAACUUAAGUGUGCAAUCAACACAUACAGUGCUUCAAGUGAAUUCAACGCCGAUACCAACUUUGGAUCCACAGACAAAUUCAAUUGUACAAUCGAAAACAUUACCUCUUCAACACAAUUUAACCGUUCAACCCACAGCCACGACUAAAGCGGUACAAAAUCCCUCUGAAGAACAAACAAAAUCAACCGCAAAUGCCACAACUCAAGUGACUUCAACGCCGAUACCAACUUUGGAUCCGCAGACAAAUUCAAUUGUACAAUCGACAACAUUACCUCUUCAACACAAUUUAACCGUUCAACCCACAGCCACGACUAAAGCGGUACAAAAUCCCUCAGAAGAACAAACAAAAUCAACCGCAAAUGCCACAACUCAAGUGACUUCAACGCCGAUACCAACUUCGGAUCCGCAGACAAAUUCAAUUGUACAAUCGACAACAUUACCUCUUCAACACAAUUUAACCGUUCAACCCACAGCCACGACUAAAGCGGUACAAAAUCCCUCUGAAGAACAAACAAAAUCAACCGCAAACGCAACAACUCAAGUGACUUCAACGCCGAUACCAACUUUGGAUCCACAGACAAAUUCAAUUGUACAAUCGACAACAUUACCUCUUCAACACAAUUUAACCGUUCAACCCACAGCCACGACUAAAGCGGUACAAAAUCCCUCUGAAGAACAAACAAAAUCAACCGCAAAUGCCACAACUCAAGUGACUUCAACGCCGAUACCAACUUCGGAUCCGCAGACAAAUUCAAUUGUACAAUCGACAACAUUACCUCUUCAACACAAUUUAACCGUUCAACCCACAGCCACGACUAAAGCGGUACAAAAUCCCUCAGAAGAACAAACAAAAUCAACUGCAAAUACCACACUAACUCAAGUGACUUCAACGCCGAUACCACCAUGGGUACCACAACCGAUAACUUACUCACCAUCAAACACAGCGGGUGUGCGAUUUGCCUUUCGGAGGAAACAGUACAAUUUUGACCUCAAUCUCCUGAACAAAGACUCGGAAGUUUAUAUAAACUUCGAGACGGAGCUCUUUAACGAGUUCACUGGGCAACUCAGACAAUAUGAUGUCAAAGAUGUAACUCUAUUAUUUAUAAGACCGGGAAGUGUGGAAGUUACCACUGUUUUGACUGUAAACGACAGAAAUAACAUCACAAAUGUCGAAAGAGCAUUGCACAACUUUAACCAAACUGGCAGACUCGGAAGCAUAAACUUGAUUGGAAUUUUCUGGAAGGCUGAAGAUGAAACCUGUCAGCCUCCUGAUGUUAGUAUACUGAAUCUUCCAAGAUGGAAAGAAAACGAGAUGGUUCACAUUCUUCGCUCCAAAGAUUUCAUCGUACAAACAUUGGUGAAUAAAACAAACUGUAAUCGACCACAAAAGCUGCUGUUUGAGUGGCGUUUAUCCAAGUAUAGUGUGGACCAAUCAAAUGACACUAUCAUCGAAACGACAACCACGUUGAACUCAAAAACUACAGAAUGGAACUUGCAAAAGCGACAGCUUGAUUAUGGCCUUUAUUUUGUGGAUUUUAAAGCAGCCCUUGAAAGUAACCCACCGGUAGUAAACAGUACUUUGGGAUUUUUUAACAUCACGAAAUCUCCAAUAAUAGCCGAUAUAUUAGGAGGAAACAAAGUCACUCGGGGAAAGGGAAGUGUCAUCACUUUGGAUGCUUCAGCAUCUAGGGACCCAGACGUGGAGCCUGGUAACUACACCUCCAUGCAGUUCACGUGGCUAUGUAAAAGACGAGAAGAAACUUUUCCCACCGGCCCUCUGGAUUCGGUUCCAGUAAUUACAGCGUCCUCGGGCCCCGGAGGAGGCGGUUGUUUUGGGACGGGUGUUGGAAAACUAGCUUCUAAUUUAACGGUGGUGACGUUAGAAACAUCUCUAAUGACUGUAGAUAGGUCUUAUGACGUCAAACUUGUAGUAACCAAGGAUGACCGAAAGGACGAAUUCGUACAAGAAAUCAAGAUUGUCAGCGGUAACCCGCCCAACGUAAUAAUCAGGUGCCUCAUCAACUGUGAUAAGAUUGCAAGUGAGUCGACGCGAAUCAGUUUGACCACCGAGUGCAGUGGGGAUCCUUGUGAAAGAGCAAAAUACCACUGGCAGUUAAACGUUGUUCACUUUAGUGGCGUUGAGGACAAUGACAAGGAACUGACUGACAAAGCAGAAACUUAUCUCAAUUCCACUGGCAUCAUCAUAAAGAAGAACCAACUAAGAGAGUUACCGCUUGGUCACUUUUAUCGAUUGAAAGUCGAAGUUUCACAACAGGGUGAACCCCCAGGAUAUGCCACUUACCAGUUCAGAAUUAACGCCCCACCUCAACAUGGAUCUUGCAGCGUGACACCAACAAAAGGAGAGGCUUUGAGAACGCAGUUUAAAUUUGAAUGCAGAAAUUGGCAGGACCGAGAUGAACCAAUUACUUACCAAUUCUACUACAAAACCGAGAAUGGUGUGUACACAGUAAUUUCAUAUGGCUCAGAAAGUCUUGUCAAGACAGUGCUACCUCCGGGGAAGAUACAUAUUAAAGUAAUGGUGUCUGACCGUUUGUCUGCUACAAAUACCGCUACUCUUGAAAUAGAGGUUAAACCUGCACCCGCUAGUGAGAAUCUCAGCGAACUAACCGUCGGCAAUAGCAGUCUGUUCAACCAACUAGUCCAAUUAGGAGAUGUCCGUGGCGCCACACAACUGGCAAAUGCCGUGCUAGAGAGCGCUGAACAGAGAAAGUCAACUACCAUCCAGGAAAAGAUUGCUAUUAAAGAUUCUGUUGUGAAGACUGUGUCAGAGAUACAAGUUGGCAAUUUACAAUCUUUGAUUCAAGUGACGUCAAUUAUUGCACGAGCAACACUGGAACCCAGCGAGGUGACAUUCGACACUCAGAAACUUGCACUGAAAACACUCACCUCUAUGACGUCACUACUUUCAAGUAAGACGACAGAAGAUUAUGCUUCAGAAUAUGUCUUAGUUGACGAAGGAGGAGAGAACCUGGUACUGAGCCUCGGAAAUCUUCUCCAUUCCACUGCCCAGAAAGCUGAUGUUGUCGGUCUAACAAAAGAGCCAACGGACGUACGAUCUAAGAGUGAAAACAUCUCCAGAGAUACGGAGAAACUCAUUGAUGACGUUGCAACAGCUCUGUUGUCAAAGAUGAUAGUGGAUCAAGAACCUCGCCGUAUUAAUACUAAGUCCAUCAACAUGGAACUAAGCCGAAUGAGCUCCAGAUCAAGGGGAACCAGUGCAGACUUCACAGACGAUGAUAGGGCAGGAUUUAAAUUUUCUCUUGCUGCCAUAACUGAUGACAAAGUGACAACUCCUGAAUAUAUAGAUAGCGUGUUGACGAUGAGUGCUUUUAAUCCUUUCACUUGGGAUAACAGUUCAGCUGUUGUCAGGGAUUCUCAUGUCCUUAGUUUGAACCUUAAAGAUGACGAAGGAGAACCUUUAAUAGUCAAAGACAGCAGAGAGGAUAUAGAGAUCAAGAUUCCACGGAAAGUGAGAUUUACUCCAGAGGAAAGAGUUUCGUUCUUUGUGAAGCCCAGCAGUGAGGGGAAAAUGCAAUACCAUGAAAUAAACUCACCAGGUGUAAGAGGGAAUGCUCUACGGCUGCGAAUCACACCAGAAAGACCCACCAUCUUUAAGGUGUUUGUGCGACAAGGUCAGCGGCCAACUGUCACAGAAUACGACCUAACCAAGAGAAUCCCCGAUGAGUCGUGUUCCAUAUCUCCUCAGGCUUCUCAGCGUGGUUGCAGCGAAGAAGCUUACGAUGUUGUCUUGUACCAUGAACUAAUCAGUGAGGCGGGUAAAUACUACAUCGGUAUAUUAUACGAAGGAGGCAGCGUUAGACCUCAGGGACGAAAGAAACGAUCAUGCUUCGGAAGUGGUCGGCAGAAGAGGUCGUGUGUGGAAAUUAAGGAUCCUCCAAGGCCCGAGAACAAGACAAUAAAGCCUGUUUACAACUCAAGAACAGACAUGAAUUACUCGAUGAACAUUUUGGAGGAGAGUUGCGUCUUUUGGGACAGCAGAGAAGAACACUGGUUGUCGACAGGAUGUAGAGUAGGACCAAAAUCUGAUUUAGGAUCCUUACACUGCCUGUGUAACCACUUAACGUCAUUUGGAGGAGGUGUCCUGGUGAUGCCUAACACGUUGGAUUUUGAUGUCGUGUUUACAGAACUCGGACGACUCGACCAAACUGGAAACGUUGCUGUCCUUUGUACGAUAAUCAUUGUGCUGCUGUUGUAUUUGCUUGUGGUCAUAUUCGCAAGGAAAGCCGAUAAACGAGAUCAAGCUAAGAGAGGCCCGGCGCUCCAUUUAACUUUGACCCAGGAGGCUUCUUAUGAGUACGAUUUGACCGUGGUAACGGGAGUCUGGAGAGAGUCUGGGACGGAUGCCAAUGUCGCCAUCGUCAUUCAUGGAAGCGAGGCGGAGAGUCAACCCAUAGUAUUACAAAAGGACAUGAUCAACUCCAGGAAAAUUUUGGCUCGCGGAAACGAAGAUAGAUUUGUUAUUCAUUUACCAAUGUCACUAGGGAUUAUGCAAUACAUCCGCGUUUGGCAUGACAACUCAGGAAAGAGUCCUUCUUGGUAUUUCAGCCAUGCUGUUGUGAAGGACCGCCAAACAGGGAAAAAAUGGACAUUUAUAAACAACAGUUGGCUGGCUUUGGAAAAAGGAGACGGUAAAAUUGACAGGAUUUUAACACCUCUCUCUAGUCGAGAGAUGAAGACUUUUAAACGCUCUCUCAACUCACGAGGCUCAAAGAGUUUUUCUGAGGGACAUUUGUGGCUCUCUGUUAUAACUAAGCCACCGGGGAACAAAUUUACACGCGUCCAACGAGCUACAUGUUGCUUGUGUCUUCUUCUGUCUGCGAUGCUUGCGAAUGCUCUUUUCUACAGGACUGAAAAGACAGGAGAUCCUACCAUGCAGAUUGGUCCAUUGAAGUUCAGCUGGAGGCAGAUUGUGGUGGGCAUUGAGAGCGCUCUGAUAGUUACUCCUGUGAACUUACUCAUCGCGUCAUUGUUCAAAAAUAGUGCGAAAAAACCUUUAAAUAAAGUUGAUGUGACCAAGCUGGAAGAUGCACCUGAGCCUGUGCAACGCAACAGUUAUUCCUCCUUAGGCUGCGAAGAGGACACAAGCGGCGUGAAAGCUGCAUCGAAAAGUAAUACUUCCUUCUGGACAAGAACACGAGGACGAAUGUGGGGCAAGACCAAAAAGGACUUCAUUUGUCCUCAUUUCUGUAUCUACAUUGCUUGGUUUCUAAGCCUUGCUACUGUGUCUGUAUCUGCGUGCUUUACUUUUUUCUUCAGCUUAAUGUGGGGAAAAGACAUUGCAAACCAGUGGUUGUCCUCUAUGUUAGUUUCUUUCACUGAGGAUCUGUUCGUUCUUCAACCAAUCAAAAUAGUUCUUCUCAUGGUUCUAGCCGCAUGUUUCCUUAGCAACCGUAAUGACGCUGACUUUCGUCAUGUUAAAAACCACGAGACAACUGCACAAUUAUCUUCUUUGGAAACAGAAGUUGCAUGUGACACCCAAGGUAGAACAGCUGAAAUCCCGGAGGAAGCUGUGCUUGAACAAGCCAGAGAAUACAGAGUAAAGGAGGCAAAGAUGUAUUCCUUUGGUAGAGAACUUGUGGUGUAUCUACUGUUCUUACUGCUACUAACAAUCGUUUGUUACGGUAACAGAAGUUACCAUGGAUAUCUCAUGACUAAGAAUCUAAAAGACACCUUCAGCAAUUAUUCAUUGGCCAAAGAUCCCAGGAUCUUUUGGACUUGGCUGAAUCGUCAGUUUGUGAAUGGCAUUUAUGCUGGUAAGUGGUACAAUGAUGAGAAAGUCAAAGAGCAAGAGUACAUUGGUGACAAGAUGUCCAUUCUCCUGGGAGUGCCCCGUUUAAGGCAGCUGAGAGUACAGAAAGAUUCUUGCUUGAUCCCGGAGCAGUUACAAGAGGUAGUAAAGCACUGUAAUGACUUCUACAGCGUCGACGAAGAGGACAGAACUCAUUUUCAUCUACCUGGAUGGAUGCCAUUUACAGGCUCGGUUUCGUGGGCUAACUUUUCAGAUCUUUGCCCGGCCCCAUGGCGUUACGUGAAAAAGGAAAAGAUCCAGAACUCGCCAAGCUGGGGUUUCUUUCAUGUUUAUGACGGAGGUGGAUACAUAGCAGAUUUAGGUUAUAGUAAACUCACUGCUGACAGAAUUAUUACUAACUUGAGACAAUACGACUGGGUCGACCGCCAGACCCGCGCAGUGUUACUUGAAUUCUCCAUUUACAAUCCAAACACAGGAUACAUCAGCAUAUCGACAUAUCAUUACGAAGUACUCCCCACUGGGUACGGUAAUCCUUUCGCAAAGAUCGACACGCUUCUAGUGACGAGCACGGAAACUGGUUUCCACCGGUUCUACCUGAUUUGUCAGUUACUGUUCAUCCUCAUGGUAAUCUUCUUUGUGCUAAAAGAGGUUUAUAAUAUCUUUAAGCAGAAAUGUUCUUAUUUCCGAAAUGCAUGGAAUUGGGUGCAGAUUUUGCAAAUCAUUUUUUCUUUUCUGGUGGUAGUUUUCUAUGUUUUAAAAUCACAAAUGGUUCUGAAAAGUGUCGUAAAAGUAAAGAAAAACCCUUUUGCUUCUGUAAGUUUCGGGGAGGCCGUUGACUGGAACCACGCAGAGAAUUCCGUUUUAGCUCUGACGGUUUUCACAACAACUGUGAAACUUCUGCGCAUGAUCCGGUUUAAUCCACACGUCAGCAUAAUGAUGUCAUCACUUCGUUUAUCAAGAGGAUUACUCAUGUCAUACUCUGUGAUAUUUGCCAUUAUUAUCUUCUCAUAUGCUCAGUUUGGUAGACUAGCUUUUGGUGAGUACAUGCUGCGUUAUUCAUCGUUUCAAAGAACGGUGUUUUCCGAAUUUGUCAUGUGCCUCGGCGGAAAAAUGGACUUGGAAGAACUGCGACGAGCGAAUCGAGUUCUAGGUCCCCUGUUUGGAUUUUCUUUCCUUACUCUUAUGUCGUUCAUUUUCGUCAACUUUUUUGUUGCCAUUCUAAAUGAUUCUUAUGAGGACAUCAGAGAAAAUACGGACAAACAGUCGAAAGACUUUGAAAUGCACGACUUUAUAUUGGAAAGACUACGUGAACUUUUAGGAUUUAAUAAAGAAACUGAACGAGAAAAUGACAAUGAUAAUAACACUGACCUGCUUGAACAUCCAGUACCUCAGGAAAAUGUCCCACAUGGAAAACUAACAUUUACAUCUGUAGUCGUCUACUCUCAAAGACUUCGUCAUAUGGCGAGACGCAAACAACUGCGAAUUUCCAAAUUAAAAGAGGAGAACGACACUGAAAGAGCGAACGUGGUUCGAUUUGAGUGCGAGAGACCGGCAACAAUGGCUGAUGUAGAGACACGAAAAAGAACAAUUCAAAAACUAAAAUGUGUCACAUCAAGCUUGUUUAUCAUGAAGUCCUUAGCGCAAGAGAGGAUGUUGGAGAGAAUGUCUGAUUUAAUCGAGAAACUUGCAAUGGACGAAGUGCAACGAGAUGAAGAGCUUCUUUUUAUAAUCCGGCUUUUACUUCUAAUGAAUAUGAACUACGACGACUGUUCUAGUAUACGUGGUCCAGAUGACACUUCUUCACUCGAUGACAUUGCCAUUUCUUCAUUGACAACACCGUUAUCUUCGCCAAUAUCCGGGAUCGACAAGACAAGAGGUGAACCGGUAGAUACCUCUGACGAUGAAACGUUAGACCUUCUUCGAAGAAGAGAACUUUCGCGUCCGUUGCCGUAUCACUUGAGGGGUAUGGAGCUUCGUGAACAACUCCGAUCAACUUUGGCAACUAAAAGAAGCAAAAGGUUCAGGCUGAGGCCGUCGAACUCUUUGAUCUAUAAAUACUACUCGUUCCUUUGAAUGCGGGUUUUCAGAAGACAACGACACUUUCCGAAAAUCCGAAUUUAUCUCUGUUAAGGGCCGGUAUCAAACAGAAUAAGAUCAUGUUCCUUAAAGGUUCACUUUCCAGUUAUCAAAAUUAUCCACAAGAUCCUGAUGAUAAUCUACAAUUUAGUUAUCUCUUUAAUAAAAUAGUAUCGUGAUAAUAGUAUCGCGUAAUUUAAUUAUUAAAUCUGCCGCACAAAAUUAAAAUAUUAAUAAAAUUUUAGCUGGUGCAGAAUGCGAAGGGAGGGGAGGGAGUGACACGAUAGGAACACACCCCCUCUUCCCCCUUUUUCCUCUUUCCCCCUCCUCUGUUUGUCUCUCUCAUAAACGUUUUUUGGUGACGUGGUCACGCACGUAAAGAAAUAAGAAAACUAUGUUUCAAGACAAGACUUAACAUUAGCUGCGAAAGAGACUACCUUCUUACGUUAACCAUGCAGGCUGAAUUUAUACACUUAGUCCAACUUUACGAGUGAAGCGGGGUGCGGUCAAUUAUAGGGUUAAAUUCGCAACGACGUGGCUAACCAGUUUCUGGCUAAUCAACAAAAGGCAAGAUUCGCAGUUAAGCCACCGUGGCACCUUCCUUUGGAUGUACUUCACACUUAGCACAGAUAUCCCACGUUCGUUCUGUUGACAAGAA